AUGUCAUCAACGCCAGCAACGCCUCGCAGGCCUGGGACCCCCGGCACUUCCAGCAAAUCAUCAUCCGCAGAUCCGCACUCAAAGGAUGGGUCCACCACACGAGGACAUGCACGCUCGCCCAGCGCCGCAACAAACGGACUUAACCGCUCCCCCUCCCUAAGAGGUUCUACUCCCGUAUCUGCGCGCGCGGCUGCAAGAAAACCUGGCCGCUCCAACCUCAGCAUGUCGAACGUUCCACGAGUCUCCAAUGACCCCUCCGAGGAGGAGGCGCGGGCCCAGAAUGCCGCCCUUAUUGUGGAAUUGCGGGAGCAGCUUCAGAAGGCUGAAACUGCAUCGGAACAAUUCCAAAAACAACUAGGUGUUCUGCAAAUGCGCCUCGAUGAAGCAAUCAGUGAACAAAGCAAGUUGGAGGAUCAGGCUCACGAGCGAGACAGUCGGAUUGAGGCUCUCAACAGCGAGGUUCGGGACCAGGCUCGUCAAAUCAGAGACUUGGAACAAAAUCACGAGGCGGAGCGGAAUGCUAUGCUCCAAGAGAAAGAACAGCAGACUAGCCGGGAGGAAGAAAUGCAGGCGACAAUCCAACGUUUGAAGGACUCGAUGGCGCAGAAGGACCUGCGCAUGAACGCGGAAGGAGAUCGCCAGGUUUCCCGAUCUUGUAAGGCCCUCACACCCCAGACAGUGUUCAUUACUUUCAUUAAUACUGACACCCAUAAAGCCAGCUUCCGCAAUCGAGCAUCCCCGGAUUUGGACGGUCAAUUUGCGCCCUCUUCGCACCUCGAGCGGAGCCCGUCCCGCAACAACUCUACCCUCCUCCUCCAAAAAGACAAACUCAUCGAAUCAUUACGGCUCGAACUGGCCGAAUCACAGAUAAAACUUGUUGAGAUGGAAAAUUCCGGUGGCGGACGUCAGCGAGAACUAGAGAAAGACUUGCUCGAGACUCGCAUGGCCAAUGCUCGGCUUAUGGAAGAUAAUGAAAGCUACCAGCUUCUUCUCAGCGAGAAGACACUGACUGGUGACUUUGCCAAGGGCGACUUUAUGCGAGAUGCUAAUCCGACAAAGGAGCCGGCGAGUGGCCUAGGGUCUUUGGCGGACGAGCUUGAAUCUGUGGAUGAGGCCCCUGAAACCGAAUCUGUUAACCCAUCGGAGGGAGAGCUCAAGGCGUUGAAAGAUCAGAACAAAGCCUUGACUCUUUAUAUCGAGCGCAUCAUCAGCAGGCUACUCAUGCAUGACGGGUUUGAGCAUAUUCUGGACCGAAAUGAGGACGAUGAGACUUCUACCACGAAAGCCCGUGGUAAUGAGAAGGACCUUCCCCCGACUCCACCAGAGAAAGAUGACACUGGGGGCCAGGGCUUUUUACAGCGAGCCAAGUCCGUUGUUGCUGGCCCGAUGUCGCGUCCUUCAACUCAGCCUCGCUCACGCCCAACCAGCAUGAUGCCCCCACCGCCACUGUCACAGAAUGAGAAUCCCAACACUGCGCCAAGCAUCCCGUUCCGCACGCAGUCUAUCAGGGCUAGUCACCGCCGCAGCCGCUCUGAACAAGUCGACCCGAGUGCAGCGAGCGUCGUUGGUCACAUGUACCGCGGACGGAACUCGGGCGGUCCCAUCAGCCCGACUGCCGUAGGCCCUGGAUCGCGGCAGAGCAUGUUCUCCGGAGCAGCAAGCUAUAUCUCCAGCAUGAGCCGGGCACCUUCUCUAUCCAGCCAACCGGAGCGGGCGGGCCGCAGCAGCUCUCCUAGCAUCACGAGCGAUCCUCAUGGAGACACUGCCUCUACCGGAGCCACCUCCAGCCCUCCUCGCUCUAACAGCGGUAUGAACAACUACACUGGAGCCGUGAUGCAACAGGACAAGUUGCGCCCUCUGCGUCUGGUCAGUGAAACUGCCAGAAUCAAGGAGGAGGAGGAAGCGGCACGCAAGAAGGAAAACCGCGCGAGCUGGAUUCCAUGGUUAAACCGCGCCAACCCGGACAAAGCGCCGCAGUAG
Penicillium bovifimosum is the source of this 1980-nucleotide messenger RNA. RefSeq lists its product as uncharacterized. The transcript has a single exon. The coding region runs from base 1 to 1980 and encodes 659 amino acids. NCBI's taxonomy places the organism in Eukaryota, Fungi, Ascomycota, Eurotiomycetes, Eurotiales, Aspergillaceae. The record is from RefSeq and is a predicted model, not a curated record.